Molecule: messenger RNA, 834 nt
Organism: Lolium perenne
Lineage: Eukaryota; Viridiplantae; Streptophyta; Magnoliopsida; Poales; Poaceae
Source: RefSeq, a predicted model, not a curated record
AUGGGUGCCACUGAUCACAUCACUAGCGAGUUGAACAAGCUCCACAUCGCCAACAAGUACAAUGGACAAGAUCGGGUUCGCACUGCUGAAGGAACUGAAACCGAAGAUGAUGCUGCAGAACAUUCCCUGGACACGCUCGAUCCCAAGGCUGCACGGAAUCCCGAGGUGGAUUCUCCCGCCUCCGAUCUGGACGCUGGCGCCAGGCGGUCCCCGCCCGCACGCGCCAGCCACACGCCUGCGCCCACUGCUGGCUCGCCACUUGGCGCCGCGCCAGACGCGCCGGGCCGGUCCCCGCCGCGGUCCCCGCCAGCGUGUGGCCGGCACACGCCUCCGACCAGCCCUUCGUCGACACCUGGUGCUGGCAACCCUGCGCGCCGGUCCCCUCUGCUGGCCUCUCCUGCCAGCUCUGCUGGGGCAGAUCCUGCCUCCCCUGGAUCUUCUAUGGCUGCAGCAAGUGGGGGGCAAUCUGAUGCUAAUGGUGAUGAAAAUUCCAGCUCAAACUCCGACAACUCCGGCGAUACAAAUGCUGCUAAUGCUGCUGCACCACCACAACCUCCGCCUGCUGAACCUCGUACUCGUCUUCAGAAAGGUAUAAGGAAUCCUAAAAAGUAUACUGAUGGAACUGUUAGAUAUGGCAUGUUGUCUUCUACAGGUGAGCCAUGCACUCUUGUGGAAGCUCUCAAUGAUCCAAACUGGCAGCAAGCAAUGCAAGAAGAAUAUGAUGCUUUGAUUGAAAACAAGACAUGGCACCUUGUUCCUCCAAGCAGAAACAGAAAUUUAAUUGAUUGCAAAUGGGUAUAUCGUAUUAAGAAAAAAGGCAGAUGGUUCAAUUGA